Molecule: messenger RNA, 1290 nt
Organism: Huiozyma naganishii CBS 8797
Lineage: Eukaryota; Fungi; Ascomycota; Saccharomycetes; Saccharomycetales; Saccharomycetaceae
Gene: PMI40
Product: mannose-6-phosphate isomerase PMI40
Exons: 2
Coding region: 1-1290 (429 amino acids)
Biological process (GO): carbohydrate metabolic process; GDP-mannose biosynthetic process
Cellular component (GO): cytosol
Molecular function (GO): mannose-6-phosphate isomerase activity; zinc ion binding
Source: RefSeq, a predicted model, not a curated record
AUGCACGAAAAACUCUUUAGAAUUGAUGCGACCUACCAACAAUAUGAAUGGGGUAAGAUGGGUUCCUCCUCUGCUGUCGCGCAAUACGCUGCUCACUCUGACAAAAACGUCAAAAUCGAUGACACGAAACCUUAUGCCGAAUUGUGGAUGGGUACCCACUUGAAGGGCCCAUGUACCACACGCCCAGGUAACGAACUUUUGAAUGACGUAAUUGCCAAAGAUCCAACAACUAUGCUCGGUAAAGAUAUCAUUGAAAAGUUCCAGAGCAAAAGUGAGUUGCCAUUCCUGUUCAAAGUUCUAUCGAUAAAGAAGGUUCUAUCCAUCCAGGCCCAUCCUGACAAGAAAUUGGCCAGGAUAUUACAUGCACAGGAUCCAAAGAACUACCCAGACGACAACCACAAACCGGAAAUGGCAAUUGCCGUAACCGAUUUUGAAGGGUUCUGCGGGUUUAAGCCACUGGAAGAGAUCGCGGAAGAGUUGAGUCGCUUGCCUGAAUUCAGAAAGCUUGUUGGUGAAGAUGUAGCGGAAAGAUUCGUCAAGGGCAUUAAAGCUAAUGCCGUUGAAGGCUCAAAAGAUGACGUCGCCAACAGGAAGCUGCUACAGGAGCUCUUUGGUAAAGUCAUGAGUGCCUCGGACGAAGCGGUUGCUGAGCAAGGUGCAGCUCUAAUUGAGAGGGCCAAGCGUAGCCCAGCUGACUUUACUCAAUGCGACCUACCAGAAUUGCUUGUUCGGUUAAACGAUCAAUUUCCAGGGGAUGUUGGUCUUUAUUGCGGUGGUCUUCUACUAAACCACUGUAGAUUAAAGGCUGGAGAAGCGAUCUUCCUAAAAGCGAAGGAUCCUCAUGCUUACAUAAGCGGUGACAUUAUGGAGUGUAUGGCCGCAUCUGACAACGUUGUCAGAGCAGGGUUCACUCCAAAAUUCAAGGAUGUUGAGAAUCUUGUUGAAAUGUUAACUUACAACUAUGGUACCGUAGAUGACCAAAAGAUGAAGCCCGAGGGAUUUGAGAGAUCAUCUGGUGCUGGUGAAUCCAUACUGUAUGACCCACCUAUCGAAGAGUUUGCUGUUUUGGAAACUACAUUUAAGAAAUCUACAGGUGUCAGACAUUUUGAACCUUUGAAGGGUCCAAGUAUUUUGAUUACCACCAAGGGCCAUGGUCAAGUUUCCACAGAAGGUACUAAAUUGCAAGCCGAACCAGGGUUUGUAUUCUUUAUUGCUCCAAAUACUGCAAUCGAUUUGGAGGCCAACGAUCAAGAUUUCACCACCUACAGGGCCUUUGUCGAAGCAAACUAG